Oncorhynchus masou masou (cherry salmon) is the source of this 2887-nucleotide messenger RNA. RefSeq names its product protein NYNRIN-like. NCBI's taxonomy places the organism in Eukaryota, Metazoa, Chordata, Actinopteri, Salmoniformes, Salmonidae. The transcript is spliced from 10 exons. The coding region runs from base 75 to 1127 and encodes 350 amino acids. The record is from RefSeq and is a predicted model, not a curated record. Gene Ontology annotation, molecular function: nucleic acid binding.
UGUCACUUCCUUGUUUAUUUUUUUUAUAUUCCUUGGUCUAAUAGUUGUUAGCUAAAACUAGCUACCGAGUAAAAAUGCCAGGGCGUUGUUCAGCUUUCAACUGUAGGAAUACGUUUAAAAAUGUUAAACAUAAAACAAACAAGGUUACAUUUCACAGCUUUCCAAAGCGUGAUCCUAAACGAAUAAAAGAGUGGGUGGGUCAGAUGAAAUGGAAAGACUGGCAGCCAACCCCUCAUUCCUUACUGUGCUCAGAGCAUUUUGAGGAGAGGUGCAUGGAUAGAACUGGGCAGACAGUGCGUUUACGUGAUGAUGCAAUACCAACUAUCUUUGCCUUUCCUAGUCACCUACAAAAAAAGUUUCAGAAAACAGCCGGAAGGAGGAAAAGAGUAACCUUGUUCCCAGAGGAUCCUGUUCCUGAGGAGUCGACACAACGGGAGAAGUCUCCACCCACCUACUUAAACCACAGUAUAUGGCACCCAAGUCGUUUCCAUGACGACUACUGUGUUCCACAGAGUAUUGACUGGGCUGUAAAAGACAUGCCUAAAGAAAUCCCAUCUGCAACUUUAGAAAAGCAAGGUCUGAUCUUUAUCCCCAAGCACGCAAUCAAGAUCAAGGAGAAAUGGGAUUGGCUGACAAUGGAUGUGAAGGGACCAUUUCCAGAGACCAAAAGUAGACACAAGUUUGUACUAACUGUAAUGGACUACUACUCCAAAUGGAUGGAAGCCUACCCCAUGAAGACCAACAACAGUAAAGAGAUUGCCAAAAUCAUCUCUGAUCUCAUCUCUCGCUUUGGCUUCCCUGUUGGAAUCCUGUCUUGUUUGACUCGAGCACACAUUUUAGAGAUCAACUUGGCUUUGGGUGAUCUGAAGAAACUGACAUGCCAACUCAUAUUCUACCGUCCUCUGGGAGUGUCACUGGAUCCAGUAACAAAGUCCCUUGUAGACCGGUUGGUGUCAGAUUUGGUGAAAGAACAUCCUGAUCGUUGGGAUGUUUACCUGGCUGCCAGUGUGUUCAGCUUCUGCUGCAAAGAGCACCCCACCACCAGACAAAUCCCCUGUCUCUGCUGCGCUGCGGAGGGACUCAGUCUGUCUCCACCUCACCAAGAAAGCUGCCUGAUAAUGGGAUAAAAGGAAGGACCUUUGUCAUACUAGAUGCCCAGCCACCUCAAAGGGAAGUCCGUGUGGAGUGCAAUCAGUGCAGUCAAUGGAGCACGGUCAGCCAGGACUCAGAGCUGAAGAGAUAUGAGGAGAUGAAACUUGGGGAGGAGGACUACACCCACACCUGUGUGAGCUGCAGAGUGGCCAUGAGCUGCAGGGUGGCCCUGGAGGUCAUGAGGGGUUAGGAGACAAGGACAUGAAGAACUGGAUGUAAAUGAGAAAGCUUUUCAAACAAGGACUGAAAAGAUGGAGGAUAUAAUAAGGACGUUGGAAACCAAGUGGUGGUGAAGGAAGAGAUUGAUGUAGGGGUGAAAAAAGGUUCCUAGGGGAAGAAGUUUGAACAAUAAGAGUUUAUAAUGUGUAUAUACUUAUACGUUUCUCAGUCAUAAACGUUUUUGGAAUGAAAUAAAAACAGAUAGUGUUGUUUUCAAGUUGUGUGUGCUCAAACAGUGGAUUGUUGUUUAAUAAUGCAUUUGGGCAGACAUCUAUACACUGCUUCAGUGCUUCAUCUAUUCCUCUCUGAUUUGGGGUAUUUUAGAAAAUGAGGUAGCUGCAGUCCAAUAUGGGAACCAGAGUAUGGGAGAGUGGGCAUGUGGAAAGGACAAGAGUGGGCAUGUUGAAAGGAGCUCUGCUAUAGCUUAGUUAGACUGUUGCUUCCUGUGACUAUCACCUUGAUGUUGGCUACGAGGCAGCUACUUCCCACUCUGCUGGGGGACAGUAGACAGAGACAUUUGAUUAUGCUGAACUGGGGGGCAACGGUCUAUGGCCCGUGAUUUGAAAGGGUCAAAGCGGGGAGGGAGGAGCGCCCUUCUCAAAUGGAACAGUAAUCUGUACCGCUGGGUCAUGUCAACAAGGCAGCAUUGUGCAUCGUCUAGAAACAUGCAUCUCUUUUUCAUAAAAUACACAUUUAAAUUAAACUAGUUUCCAUUUGGGAUGGCAGAUAUGGUCCUCUGUAGUUGGUAGAGCAUGGUGCUUGUAACACUAGGCUUGAGUUCCAUUCCUGCUCGGAACACCCAUACAUACAAUGUAUGCACACAUGACUAAGUUUCUAUUGGGUCAUUUUAUUUGCUGUAUUUUUAUUUAACUAUGCAAGUCAGUUAAGAACAAAUUCUUAUUUACAAUGACGGUCUACCAAAAGACAAAAGGCCUGCGGGGAUGGGGGUCCUGGGAUUAAAAUAACAAAAUAGGACAAAACACACAUCACGACAAGAGAGACACCACUACACUACAUAAAGAGAGACCUAAGACAGCAUGGCAGCAACACAUGACAACACAACAUGGCAGCAGUAUAAAUCAUGAUACAAACGUGUUAAUGGGAUUUAUCUGUUAAUUGAAUGAUUAGAAUAUUCCACCCUGAAAUCAUAUAAUUGUAUGGAAUUGAUUAGAAUGUAUAAAAUUAUAAUCAAUAAGUGUAGUUCUAGUCAGAAUUAGGGUAAAACAAUAUAGCUAAUGUAUGUUUUUAUGGUAUUUUAAAGACAGACUGUCUGAGCAAAAUUCGGCGCCGACCUGACCAGAGAUUUGGGAGAGAACGGGGAGGUCAAGGUCUCCCUAAUCUCUGUCGGCUGGGUAGUGAGCCAAUGUGUGCGAAGCAGGACAUUGUGUGCGUCUGUUUGUGUGAAUGUGUGUGCGUAUGGUUGUGUGAAUGUGGGCGUGAGAAGUCAGUAUAAAAUGAAUUGAUUUGUAUUCUUGACUUCAGAACGUUCCCGUGAAUAAACCUUUUUGGCCAUUUA